Messenger RNA from Ilex paraguariensis (yerba mate), 390 nucleotides. The record is from the annotation of a GenBank genome assembly. NCBI's taxonomy places the organism in Eukaryota, Viridiplantae, Streptophyta, Magnoliopsida, Aquifoliales, Aquifoliaceae.
AUGGAGACCUGGAAGCUCUAUGAGAGGUCAAAUGUGAUUGAUCUAGUGGAUCCAAAAAAUGCGGGAGGAUGGCCUCAUGCAAAUUUGAGACCACCCAUGUCAGAGAUUGUAGCGAUGUUAACAUGCAAAGUCGAAGUGGUGAGAACACCUAUUAAACCAGCCUUCUUUGAUAGAAGGUGCAAGAAGGAUGAGAAGGUUUCUUGGGAUACUAUCUCAGAGGUUCUCCCAUCCCCUAUGCAGAGUGAGUCACAUUCCUCGCCUUAAUCUCGAAACUAAGGUUGGCACUUCCACACAACAUACUUCUAUACAAAACCAUACAAUAUAAUUUAUGCUAUGAUUGUUAGAUCCGUUUUGCAAAAUUUGCAGAAAUAGUUCAGCUUUGAUCCCUUU